This is a messenger RNA of Mollisia scopiformis, 843 nucleotides long. RefSeq lists its product as uncharacterized. NCBI's taxonomy places the organism in Eukaryota, Fungi, Ascomycota, Leotiomycetes, Helotiales, Mollisiaceae. Bases 1 to 843 code for a protein of 280 amino acids. The transcript is spliced from 3 exons. The record is from RefSeq and is a predicted model, not a curated record.
AUGUUUUCUUUCUUCAAGUUCUCCGUUGCGUAUAUCCUCGUUCAAUUAUGCCAUCUUAUCACCGCAGCAAAUCUCACAAUCCUCAUAGGUGACUCCUCGUUUGUGUCCGUCUCGCCUCAGAACUUGACUGUCGUCCCACCUGCCGUCGUGCGAUUCUCCUUUCAAGGAGGAAAUCACAGAGGUUUUGACUCUGGAUUUGUGACUGUUUUUGCUGACUUUAACGGAUCAACCCCUUUCUACGAGAUUGACGUCACGGAUAGUGAUCCUAUAAUCUAUUAUUCCAGUCAAACAAAUGAGUGCAAAGAAGGGCUGGUGGGAGUCAUCAACGCGAAUGACACUCUUCUUGGACAGUAUAUCUCUGCCGCGGCUCGAUUCAACGGUUCAGCAACUACAACGACGUCCGCUUCCCCAAGCUCAGCAGCGACAUCCCAAGUCAGCUUGUCGACGUCUUCGCCAACGAUCUCGAGCGCUGCUUCCACCUCGUCUAAUGCCCAGGCACCGAGCACUGUCAAUAUAUCGGGAGAUGCUAUGAUAGCAGGUAUCGUCAUUGGAGUUGCAGCACUCUUCCUCGUCACAGCUGGUCUCUGUAUUUAUUGGCGGCGCAAGCAUUCGGAAUCUAGGGAAGGCAAGAGUUCUGACACAGAAGGGUUUACGGACUUGCCGGAAGUGGGCGAACGACCUGAGAGACUGACUGGAUUGGGUAUUCAAGAAGUUGGCGGGUGGGAGAGACCGCAUGAGAUGAGUGAGCAGGGCCUGCAGGAAUUGGGAACUUUGGAGAAACCCCAGGAGAUGAGUGGGAAAGGGAGGAGUGUUUAUGAACUUGAGUCCUCGAAUUGGAUAUGA